Diversispora eburnea is the source of this 201-nucleotide messenger RNA. NCBI's taxonomy places the organism in Eukaryota, Fungi, Glomeromycota, Glomeromycetes, Diversisporales, Diversisporaceae. The record is from the annotation of a GenBank genome assembly.
AUGCUUUUUGCUGGGGUGUUUCGUCUUUGUACAAAUGGUCAGCUUGGGUUCAAUGAAACGGUUCUCUGGCUUCCCGGUUCUCCGGCAUUCCUUGAGAAAAUUUAUCCCUUUGGCUCUCCGGUUCUCUGGCUUCCCGGUCCUCUGGCUCUUCGGUCCUCUGGCUCUCUGGCUCUCUGGCAUUCCUUGGGAGUAGCAGAUUAA